GCACAACCGCGAGUACUGGCACUCUUACUCGUACUAGUGAUAGUAAUACAAAGCUGUGGCAAACCGGCACCCCCAAGAAUCCCUCCUACCGCAACCGCUGCCAUGUCGUCCAUGUUCUCCGCACUGCUGGAAGGCUUCCCGGAGAAGAUCGAGAGCCUCGGCCCGCUCGAGAAGAACAUCCUGGUGGCGUCGGCCAUGGUGGUCUACUACAAGAUCGCCAUCGAAGCGGCCUGCUACCUGCGCCUGAACUGGAUGGACCGGCACCCCGAGGUUCCCACGGGUCUCUCCCGGAAYGUCCUCCAGAUUUCCUUCUCGUUCGUCCUUCUCUUCUGGCCCCACUUCGACACCUCGGACGGCUGGUCGUGGAAGCUAGCGGCUCUGCUGCCGGCGGUGGUCUCUGGCCGGCUGGUCUACAAGGGCAUCUUUGUCCGGGACGCCAGCGACGCGGACGUCCAGAACAUGAGCCUGUCGGGGUCCCCGGCCGACCUGCUCUUCGGGCCCCUGCAGCUGGCGGGGAUCUUUGUGUGGCUGACGCUCUACCAGUUCAUGACCGAGGAGGCGGCGGUCGUUGCCGCCGUCAGCUUCGGGGACGGCUGCGCCCCCCUKGUGGGAUCCCUCUACGGCCGGCAUUUUUACAAGACGCCGGUCUCCAAAACCAAGACGGUCGAGGGGAGCGUCGUGGGGGUCUUUCUGGGGACGGUCACCGCCUGCUACUUCAACCUCUACGCCAUGGGGCUGCCGCUGCUCCCGCUGCGGAUGAUCCUGGCCUACGGGGGGAUCGCCGCCGUCGCGGAGGGGACGGCCCCGGGGAACCUGGACAACCUGGUGGCGCCGAUCGUUCUGCACUUUAGCGUCGAGCGGGUCAAGGAGCUGCUGCCGCCGUGAACCGACGGGCCCAAGACAACGGAAACGGCCCAUCGAUGAAAAUCGUCGGUGGGGGGGGGGGCGAUCCGCCCCAGCAAAAGACCUCUCGAUKGGCGGUGCCUUUUUUUGGAACGGGGUCUUCCACAGUGUUGGAUGCGUGCGUGCGUGCGUGCGAUCGUGCACCAGAUUUAUGCAUUCUGCACGCUGGUUGAGAACCAUUGCACUCUCAACAGAAAGGAAGGAACGCACAAAACCAACGGCAUUGCCGUACAACAGAAAUACAAUUUUGGGUGCGAC
This is a messenger RNA of Pseudo-nitzschia multistriata, 1161 nucleotides long. NCBI's taxonomy places the organism in Eukaryota, Bacillariophyta, Bacillariophyceae, Bacillariales, Bacillariaceae. The record is from the annotation of a GenBank genome assembly.